Molecule: messenger RNA, 182 nt
Organism: Clunio marinus
Lineage: Eukaryota; Metazoa; Arthropoda; Insecta; Diptera; Chironomidae
Source: the annotation of a GenBank genome assembly
CUGAUAAGCAAGCAGCAUGUCAAGGCACUUGACAACUUGGAAUGGACACCAAAAUAAGAACUGCAAGCAAGUGCAUUCGAUUGUUUUAAAAUGAAUGUUGCGUAACAAUAUGUUGAUGAAUCAUCGAAUUAUUCACAAAGUUUUAGUAAAUGAUAAAGCUUUGUUUUUUUUUGGUAAACCUU